CUACUCAUAUCAGUACGGGCCGAACCAGAGGCAAGGACGGGGAGUGGCCGGCACUGUGAAGAGGUCACCGUAUAUGUAGGCAGAGUCAGACAUAAGAGCUUCAAGAUUGAAUUCCUUAACGAAGAGCUGCGUCUAUGUCAAGCAGAGAAUAAUGUACUACCGUGGCAACAUCAAGUGACAUUUUCUUCUUAUGCCUUUAACUGGACUGAGUGCUGGUGCUGUGGACUGCAUUUACACGUUUGGAUAUCGAGGGAUAUUUAUCAAUAAGCAGAUCACCCGCGUACGUUGAUUGGAUGCGAAGAUGUAUAGCAUAGUGUAGAAGAUGGCAUCUUGUCUAUGCAAAAGCAAUGCAUAGUAGGCCUACUUGACAUUGAGUAUAACACUACAGUAGCAGAGGUGGGAUUCUUUGUUUAUAUGCUGUAAUUCACAGGCUGAGAUUUGUGUUUGUGUCAGAGUGCAAUCAUCAUGGGCUUCGCCUCCGAACGUUUCCUCAUAAAUCCCGACCAGAAUCUGAUCUGCGGUAUAUGUAAGACGGUGUUGAAAGACGCAGUACUCACUCGGUGCGGUCACGCCUUCUGUGAGGUAUGUCUCGAUACCUGGCUCGCCCGACCCCUGAGCGGGUCGUGCCCCCAGUGUCGGGCCUCCGUCAGCAAGUUCCAGGUGAGCCCCGUCUGGGCUAUUAGAGAAAUCGUCAAUAACUUGACGGUGGAAUGUGAUUAUGGUGACCGUGGUUGCCGUCUGGUGAUGCGAGUCGAAUCGCUGGAGAGGCACCGGGAAAGCUGCGCCUAUGCCCCAGUCGAAUGUGCCGGUUGCGAGACGGUCGUCAGCCGCUACGAGCUUCCCCAUCAUCAGGCACAGUGUGCUAAGAUAGCAGCCACGGCCAACGAGCCCGAUUUCGACGAUCCAAAGAGAAGUGACUGGACGAACCAGCUCGUCAAGGACCUCGAGAAGAAACUCACCCAGACGGAGCAACAGCUCAAACAGACCAAGAAGAAGCUGGAGACUUCUGAGACCAGCAGCCGUAAGCUCGAGAGAGACCUCUCCGAUGCACGGCUACAGCUUCAACGGAAACGCGGUGAAUGUACUCUACUCCACUCCAACUUCGUGGAUUUCGACCCCCAGUACCCAUACGGAUUCUCCCCGGAGAGUAUUGCCAAACUCUCGCUCCUGAUCGCCUGUCACCUCCUCCGUAAACCGGACUACAUGGAUCGGAAUCGGAUCUUCAACUGCGUCAAGAGGUGCUACGAUAGUUACGCGAGAUGUGGGUCCCACUUCGAGCAGGAUGUCCACAUGCUGGUUGCAACGGCGUAUGCCAGCAACUGGUUCACCGAGAAUCAGAGAAUUAACUUCCACUGUUGGCUUCAGAGCAUCGCUCGCUACCGUAAAUACGCCGAUUUGAGCGGCCCACCCCACCCUGGGUGCACCGCUGGGAUCCUGCGGAGGACCUCAUCUUUACGAAGCUGAACACCUUUCUAUUUUUAAAGUUUUGUUGGAUAGAUUGAAAAUGUCGUAUUACCAAAUUGUGUUUAUGGAAAGUUUUUUAUUACGUUCACUUUUAUAUAAAGAGGGACUAACCGGGAGUGGUAUAUCACUGUGUAUUGGCCAAAAGCAUUCCCAUGUGCAAUGAAAGUGAUAUUUAGUUUUCUAAAACUAUUGAUAGAGAUUUCUCCCACCAUGGCACUGGGUUGUUAUAAAGACCGUUGUUCUCCUGCACGCCAUUUUCUUUCCCUGCUGUUCUGGACUGGCCACAAUUCAUAAGCACAACAAAUUGCUAAGCACAUACAAAUCCUGCUUAACAGAAACUGGUUACUAGCCAAAAUUCCAUGAAGUUAACAUUGUUGCAUCAUUGUUGCAACUCAUUUUUGCCCAGCAAUAUUUUUUGCUUAACAGCUUUAUGAAAUUUUGCCCUGGUGGCUAUAGGGCUACAGCUCCAUUUUUGCUAAGGGUGUUGCUAAGUAUCGUACACACAGUGAUCCAGUCGAAGCCAACUCGGAAACGGCCUCCAUUAUUUCCCCAACCUUUGGUAUUGGUUAAGUGGAUUUGAAUGAGAGAAUGCCGAGUUACUGUUGUCCUGUAAAUUUAUUUAUAGCCACACAAAGCUUCGUGUCUAUGUUGUUUUGCUCUGGUGAUGAUGUUUAAAAAGUAAAAUUAAAUAUAUAGCAUCACCAAGGGAACCAUAUGGCAUAUAAACAGCCUUUAAAAUAAAACUAUGUUGUAAUCAACCCUCUGACAUCAAAGUUGCCCAAACAAAAUAAUCCAAACCGAAAAGGGGAAAAUAACCCACUUAAAGGCACUGGACACUUUUAAUCACUUGGUGAAUCCCAACAUACGCAUACAAUAACAAACCUGUGAA
This is a messenger RNA of Asterias rubens (European starfish), 2353 nucleotides long. Its product is annotated as tripartite motif-containing protein 26-like. The transcript has a single exon. Bases 466 to 1464 code for a protein of 332 amino acids. The record is from RefSeq and is a predicted model, not a curated record. NCBI's taxonomy places the organism in Eukaryota, Metazoa, Echinodermata, Asteroidea, Forcipulatida, Asteriidae.